AUGCAUGCCGCUUCAAGCACGCUCGACCAGUUCUUUCAACACCUUGACGGCGCUUUUAAGGACGCACACAUGGCUGAGACAGCAAGGAACAAACUCCAGAAUAUGCGACAGAAGACAGACAACGUGCGUGACUUUGUACAAGAUUUUAACAAGGAGGCCCUUACUGCCGGCCUAUUCGAUUAUGCUAUCCUUAAGAGCAUGUUCCUAAACGCUCUUAGUCACGAAUUGCGGACAGCUCUUGCAGGCACUAUCUUCUCUGAACAAGCAACAAUCGAGGAAAUGCAAUCACAUGUCGCUGCUGUUUCAGACAACCUCUGGCGACUUAAGCUAAAGAGUAAGAAGAAGACUCUCCCGCUGCAACAUAACGCCCUCCCAACGGCCCUGCCUCUAGACACUAUGGACUAG
This is a messenger RNA of Alternaria atra, 405 nucleotides long. RefSeq lists its product as uncharacterized. The record is from RefSeq and is a predicted model, not a curated record. The coding region runs from base 1 to 405 and encodes 134 amino acids. Gene Ontology annotation, molecular function: phosphorelay sensor kinase activity. NCBI's taxonomy places the organism in Eukaryota, Fungi, Ascomycota, Dothideomycetes, Pleosporales, Pleosporaceae. Gene Ontology annotation, biological process: signal transduction. The transcript has a single exon.